UAACAUGGGCUCCAUAUAAAACCACCGGAGAAUCCGUACGGCAUCACGGGAGCAGCCAUGGCAAGCAAGAAAGCAUCCAAUAAGAGACAGAGAGGAGCACAGAAGUCUUGCUCCAAUGUCUUCUCCAUGUUUGAGCAGUCCCAGAUACAAGAGUUCAAGGAGGCUUUUGGUUGCAUUGACCAGGACAGAGAUGGCGUGAUUAAGAAACAAGACCUGAAGGAGACCUAUGCACAACUGGGAAAGCUCAACGCGAAGGAAGAGGAGCUGGAUGAGAUGUUGAAUGAGGGCAAAGGACCAAUCAACUUCACUGUCUUCUUGUCCCUGUUUGGCGAGAAACUCAACGGGACGGAUCCCGAAGACACCAUCCUUGCUGCCUUUAAGCUAUUUGAUCCCAACGCGACAGGUUUUGUCAACAAGGAAGAAUUUCGACGAUUAUUGCUGAACCAGGCGGAUAAAUUCACACCGGAGGAGGUGGACCAGGCUUUUGCGUUGGCUCCCAUCGAUCCGACGGGGAACAUCGACUACAAGUCCCUCUGCUACAUCAUCACACACGGAGAUGAGAAGGAAGAAUCCUGAACUGGGCUCACUGUUUGGAACUGAUUGAACAAUAUUUGAAAUAGCUGGAAUAAAUGUAACUACGUAUAGUUCAUAACUGUU
Molecule: messenger RNA, 657 nt
Organism: Syngnathus typhle (broad-nosed pipefish)
Lineage: Eukaryota; Metazoa; Chordata; Actinopteri; Syngnathiformes; Syngnathidae
Gene: myl7
Product: myosin, light chain 7, regulatory
Exons: 7
Coding region: 58-576 (172 amino acids)
Biological process (GO): cardiac muscle tissue development; heart contraction
Cellular component (GO): myofibril; cytoplasm
Molecular function (GO): calcium ion binding
Source: RefSeq, a predicted model, not a curated record